AUGGGAGGCCUAGCAUUCGCAGAUACUGUAGCGGAGUCUGGGCAACCAAUUAUUGUCCCCCGACUACCUCCAGAAGAGUACAAGAAGCUUUCCGCACGUUAUCAGCGCGCCCUAGAGACGAUAUUCGAGAAAGUUGUUAUUCCACGCGAAGCACCGGGCAAAGUAGACUACGGCGAUAUUGAUUACUUGGUCGACGGACUCCGAUCUCCACACACAGAGAGUAAUGUCUGGGACCUGAUACGCGAUCUUUUCAAGGCUGACGCCCAUAUACUGCGCGGCGGAUCAGCUUCAUACGCGGUGCAGCAUCCCACAACCAUAGGGCUGUAUGUCCAAGUAGAUGUCGAGUUAUGCGUGGGGCAUGGAACUUCCAACAGUAUUGAGCUCUUUGAAUGGACGCGUUUCGUAAAGAGCGAUUCUGAUUUGCUGCAAAUCAUUGGGGUGUCGCAUCGACCUUUGGGCAUUGUCUGCAACGACCAAGGCUUGCAUGUGCGAGUACAAGAGAUAGAGCCUUACAACAAGAAAAAGGCCUUGCUAUUCUUGACACGAUCUCCGGAAGAGGCCCUAGAAUUCUAUGGUCUUGAUGUUACCAAGUAUCGGGCUGGGUUCACGGACGAGGAGGAUCUCUUUGACUGGGCAUGUAGCGGGAGGUUCUUCGCUCGUGAGAUUUUUCAAAGUCGCACUGAGAAACACAAUGAUCGAGCACGCCAAACGAAGAGGCCCAUGUACCGGCGGUUUGUUGAAGAGUAUAUGCCCUCACAUCCGGACAAGGGCGCUUGCAAGGCUUGGACACGGGAUGAGGUGCUUCACGAAGCCAUCCGUGUCUUCGGAAAGCAAGCGGGGUAUGAUGCCAUGAUGGAAGAGCAUAAUCUCAAGACGGCAGAAGAGGAGCUCUGGAAGGAGAUCAGGGAAGCGGUGCCUGUACAGAGCAACUCUCUUGCUCUUAUCCUCCGAGGCUUAAGACGCUGGGUGGCUUUUGAAAACGGACAUCCCUUCAUCACGACGGAGCCGAAUCUCGCGGAACCUCUGGUCUGGUCCAAGUUUGUGUCACCCGACACGAGAGAUGUCGUGCUAGCAUGGGUGAAGGACAAUUAUGGCCAAGUCAAAUCCCUGGAGAAGGCGCGUGCAAGUGCAUCCAAGGAGGCCGCAAAGAAUAUCCAGUAG
Molecule: messenger RNA, 1161 nt
Organism: Bipolaris zeicola 26-R-13
Lineage: Eukaryota; Fungi; Ascomycota; Dothideomycetes; Pleosporales; Pleosporaceae
Exons: 1
Coding region: 1-1161 (386 amino acids)
Source: RefSeq, a predicted model, not a curated record